UUUGGAAACAUUUGUGAUGGAAGGACGGGCGAUCGUAUUGUAUUGCUUGCUAUGAAUUAUUUUCCGUUACGUGUCCGGUGCCCGUAGCUUUACGCUACCAUUAUUUAUGUGUUAUAAAGUUUACAAACUUUAGUGUAGAAAUAUUUUGAAGUUCGUCAUGGUUUAAGUGCAAAUUUACAAAGCUUAGUGAAGUGAUAGUGAUAACAAUAUUGUCAAGCUCAGCUGGUCGUGACGAGCGGUAAAAAUCUCCCCAGUUUUUCUUUAGGUUACGGAUAACACUUUUUGUGCUCCAUUUCCUCAAGUAAUAUAAUGGGUUCUUAGUAAAAAAGAAACAGUAUUAAAAGUGCUUAAUAAGUGAACGAAAAAAUGAGUGAAGUUCAAGAAUAUACGCCUGCGAUUGCCGCGCCGCAGACACCAGCUCCGGCCUCAUCAGCAUCAUCCGAAAACCUGUCCACAACCAGCACAGCAACCGCCUCCAGACCUGACUCAACAAGGCCUUCAUCUCUGCCCAAACCAUCAGGCCUCAAGCCACCAACUAAGAUUGGGAGGCUAUGCUCCAAUAGUGCCCCAAAGCCUGCAGUCCCCAUUUCUCCACGGACUGACGGCAGUUCUUCGGAGCUGAGGAAACUGAGCGACGACUCGUCUAGAAAACAUUUGUCAGACCUUAUAGAAGCCGAAGAGGACGAAGUAAGCAGCAGUCUGCCGGACAGACCGCGAACGCAUCGCAAAGCUUCUACUAGCAGCACGUACAGCAUCACCUCGAUGGACGCACUUUGGGAGAAGCACCCGCGCCGCCUUAGCGAAGCUGGCCUUAGGAGGUCCUCAGAUCAUAGUGUCAUCCUAACAGAAGAUACUGACAGUUUUAUUAUUGGAGAACGCGUUUGGGUGGGUGGCACCAAGCCCGGUCAGAUCGCCUACAUAGGAGAAACACAGUUUGCUCCAGGUGACUGGGCAGGCAUCGUGCUUGACGAACCAAUUGGUAAAAAUGAUGGGUCGGUAGCUGGAAUUCGUUACUUCCAAUGCGCAGAGAAGCGUGGAGUGUUUUCACGCUUGACACGUCUCACACGAGUGCCGCUCAUAACUCACGCGCCGCACGAUGCUUCACCUUCUUCUGAUGCGGGAAGUGUCUUUGAACGUCCGCCCUCUGGGGCCGCCAGACCCAGGCGCACGUUAUCGCCCAACGGAAGUAUUCGUAGCAUGGUCAGCAGUAAGAUGAAUGCGUCAAUUUCGACAACGAACAAUGGCGAAUUACGACUGGGUGACCGUGUUAUAGUAUCAAGCAGCCGUGGCAGUAAAGCGGGCACACUUCGAUACGUCGGGGUCACUGAAUUUGCUCCUGGUGUAUGGGGUGGUGUUGAGCUUGAUGAUCCACUGGGAAAAAACGAUGGAUCAGUAGACGGCAAGAGAUAUUUUGAGUGUGCUCCUCGCUUCGGGCUGUUUGCACCGAUAGCAAAGAUUUCCCGGUCACCUUCUAACCGCAAGCCUGGAGCUUGUGCAAUCCACAGCAAUGGUCGGGCGACACCAAUGCGACGCUCGAACUCCCGGGAAUCCUUGACGUCUUUGGGAACUUCGAUCGCGUCGUCCCGCGUGGGGGUGAGGCUAGGGGUGACGUCGCUGGGCGCUCAGCGAGUCGGUGGUCCGCGAGCCUCCUCCACCCCGGUGUCGGCGAAGAACGCCCUUCAGGAGCUACUGCGGGAGAAGCAGCAACAUCUAGAGCGGCUGAUGCGCGAGCGAGAGCUGGAACGGGCAGAGGUCGCGAAGGUGUCGCUGCAAGCGGAGCGGGCGGAGAGUGCGCUUGCGCAGUUGAGGAAGGAGGCCACACAGGCGAGCACCGAGAAUGGCAAGCUCAAGCUGGAGCUGGACGCGAUCAGCAAGCUGCUGGAGGACGAGCGGCAGAGGGUCGAGGACCUCAUGUUCAGGAACGAGGAGGAGAACAUUAAUAAGGAGGAUUACAAUAAAUACAAGGAUGCGAUGGAACAAGAGAAAACAACGCACCUCCACCGAAUCCGCGAGUUGGAAGCGGAGGCGGCGCUGCAAGCGGCACGCGCGGUUUCGACCGCUGCAGCGCUUCAAGCGCUCGAGGACCAGCGCAGCGCUGAGGCUGCUGUAGUCGCUGACCAGCACAGAGAAGAGCUCACCGCAGCUCAGACAUUAUCUUCAGAACUACAAAAACUUUUAGAUGAAGCGUACGCUUUACUCAAAGAAAAAGAAAACGAAAAGGAUUCUCUAGGAAAGAGUAUGUCUGAGGAAUUGACAAAAUUAAAGACCGAUUCUGAAAAAGCUUUAAAUGAAGCCAAAUCCAAGAUGGCGGUAGCUCAAACCGAGUUUGAUACACAAAUAUCUGUAUUGACUGCUAAUCUGCAAUUGGCUGAAUCAAAAUUGGAAGCCGAGAAACAAAAUGUGGAAAGAUUAAAUAAAGAAAAAAGCCAAACCAUUACAGACCUAAACAGUAAAUUGACCCAACUACAAGCUGCCGUUGAUGAUAAAUCACUAGAAUUAAAUAGGGUUCUAGGUGCCAGCAAGGAACAUGAAGUUAAUCUCAACAAAGAAAUAACAAAGUUAAAAAUGGAACUUAGUGCCAAAAUUUUAGAUUUGGAGCAGUUAGAAAACACAAAAAAGAAACAAGAAGCGGCUUGUAAAUCUUUGCAAGAAGAAAUUGCUCGCUUCAAGGACGAAUAUUCGAAUAAAAUAAACGAAUAUGAGGGUAUAAUAAAUGAAGUGUCUCAACAAAAUGACAAAAAUAAAAUAGAGAUAGUAGAACUUCAGCAAAGUCUGUCCGCAAAAACGAAAGACUACGAAAGAUUGCUUGCUGAAAGUGGCGAUACAAAUUCGGCGACAGAUAAACUUAUAACUGAAUAUAAACAAACAAUUCAUGAAAGAGACAAGGAAAUAAUAAAACUGAAAGACAACUUUGAACAAACAACGGCAAACUUUAAUAUCAAACAUAGUAAAAUUGCCGAAGAGCACAAAAAGGAAAUAGACAAUCGUAAUAUAAAAAUUGAACAGUUAACUAAAGAAAUUGAAAGUCAUAAGCAAGCAUUAGAUCAAAGUAAAAUCGAGUUUGAUACGCUAAAUUCAAGAUUCAUAAUCAAUGAAGAUGAAUUGAAGGCCCUGAAAGAGGAAAAUGAAAAAUUGAAACAAUCUGUAGUUGACUUAAGUAAUGCAAACAAUGACCUUAAAACUAAAUUAUCAGCCAUGGAACUUGAAUUAGGCGAACAGAAACGUCAACUUCAAAGUACGCUUGAUAAAUGUGACGAAUUACAAAAGGCCAAGGAAAAGGUUGAAACAGAAUAUUUGAAUCUUACGGGACAAGCAACAAAUUCUAACGAACAGUUCCAUAAACUAUCGCAACAUCUUAAGGAAAGUGAAAAAGAAAUUCAAGAUCUUAAAGAUAAAUAUCGAGAUGCAUCCAAUAACCAUGGCAGAAUAGAACAAGAAAUCAAGCAAAAGUUGUUUAAAUUACAAGAAGAUUUCUCUUUGGAACGAGGUCAGUUAGUCGAGUCUGUUAAUAGUAAUCUGGAAAAACUAAAAGUGGCUGAGAAUCUAAGGAAAGAAUUAGAAGCUAAAAUACUUGAAUCUAAUAACAAAUUAAGGGAGCUAGAAACAACUAAUGACAAACUAUUAGAUGAAAAUACAAUACUCAAAACUGAAAUCGAGUCGCUUAAAAUAAAAGAACAAGAACUAAAUACUGAAUUUGAAUCCAUUAGAAAGAAAUUAGAAGUCGACAUCGACAAGUAUAAAGAAGAGAUAUCAAUUUUAAAGUCGGAAGGUGAAAGUUCAGAAGUAAAGUUAAUGGAAAAGGUAGACCAACUGACAGAAGCACAGAAUGAUCUCAAUAACAAAUUAGAAGAGGCCAGAAAACACGAAGACUCCCUACAAAAAAUAUUGGAUGAUAUGACAUCCCAACUAAACGUCCAAAAGAGCCAAUAUGAACAAGAAAUUGCUCAAGUUCAAAUGCAACUGUCUUCAGUUAGUGAAGAAUCAAAUAACCAUAAAGCGGAAGAAGUUAGACUGAAACAUUUGUUAGAGGAAAAACAUAAUAGUAUUAAGGAAUUGACCCUUAAAUUGGAAAUGCUGGAAGUUGACCUCAAAUCUAACAUUGAAAUAGUUGCUGAAAAAGAUCGCCAAAUAGCACAAGUUAAUGAUAAGCUAAAUAAAACAACUGAAAGCAAAAACGGAUUGGAAGAACAAUUAAAUAAUGCCUUAUUAGAAUCGUCUAACUUGAAACAAAAAUGUGAAAGCCUUGUAGCGAAUUCUUCGGCAGAAGAAUCCGUACUAAGGGAACAAUUGAGUCAAUUUGAAUCCGUGAAAAAGGAACUGGCUGGGUUGAGUCAGGAUAAAACAUUAUUGGAGUCAAAAUAUAAUGACAUUUUCGACGAACUAAAUAAAUUAAAAAUAACGCACGAAGAAACAAUUAAACAAUUAAAAGAAAACAUUGAUUGCGAAAAUGAAAUAAGAAAAUCUCUUGAAGAAAAGGAAAAGAUACUGAAAUCUCAAACUGAACGAGUAGUGAUAGAUGAAGGCAAAAUAAAAAUAUUGGAAGAAGAAGCAACGAAACUAAAACAGGAAUUGGCAGCUAAAAUGGCACUAAUAGAAGAUAAGGAUUCAAAAUUGUCGACUCUUAAGGCCACGAUACAAUCCGGAACGGACGAAACUCAAAAGAUAAUAAAACAACUUCAAGAUGAAAAUGCCCAGCUAAAUGAAAAAUAUAAAUCUGAUAUUGACUCCCUGAAUAAAGCUAUGAAGUCAUUACAAUGCCAAAUAACAGAACAAGAAAAGCAACUUGUAGAAUUAAGUCAAGCGAGAGAAAAAAUUGCCGAACUUCAACAGCAAGUGACAAAAACUGAACAAGACAUCAAGCAACUCACAAGCAUAAACGAUGGUCAAAAAUCUAACUAUGAAGAUCUGAACAGGCAGCUUCAAGUACAAUACGACGAGUAUAAAAAGGAAAGUAAACGCUCUAAGCACGAUCUUAAAAUUAAACUAACUGAAUAUGAGAAAGAAUUGCAACAAUCUAAAGAAAAUGUUAAAACUGAAAAAGAACAUCAAAAUAAGCUUCAACAAAAACUAUCCGAAGCUGAAAACAAAGUGGUAGAACUGACCCAGAAAUUAGAACUAAUAAACGUGCAACAAAGUACGGAUGCCGAAAAAGAUGCCAAAUUAGAAAAGUUAACUUUAGAGUUACAUGAAGCUAGGAAGUUUAAUUCUGAAGCAUUAGAAAUUAGUGAAACUGCCAUCAAAAACCUGAAAACUGAUAUUGAAAACAAAACGAAGGAUUUAAAGCAGAAAAACGAUUUGAUUACCAAGUUACAGGAUGAAGUGAAGUCUCAGAAAGCCAAAGUAGAAAUAGCUGAAAGAGAAAAGGUCCUGCUACAGAAAGACUUAGCAACCAAAGUCAAUGUACGAGACAAGAAUGAUAACAACGCAAUGGGCGUAUUGGGCCAAGGCGACAACGCUUCACAAAAGAUAGAAGACAAAGAGAUGUUGGACGGACAAGUUAGCUUCCUGAACUCUGUGAUCGUGGACAUGCAACGCAAGAACGAGCAGCUCACGGCGCGCGUGCUGGCGCUCGAGGGCGGAGCGCCGGCGCCCGACCCGCCGCUCUUCAACGGACGCAAGUCUCGUCCGGCGCCGCGGCUGUUCUGCGACAUCUGCGACGUGUUCGAUGCGCACGACACGGAGGACUGCCCGCGCCAGGCCGCGGAGCCCGCGCCGGAGCCCGCGCCGGAGCACAAGAAGCCUCCGCCCCGCCCCUAUUGCGACAUUUGUGAAGUGUUCGGACAUGCCACUGAGAACUGUGAUGAAGAGGAAACAUUUUAGACUAAUAUUUAUUGAACAUUAGAAAUAAUGUUACCGUUGUUGUUGUUACUCGUUUUAUUUGGGUAUUAUUUAUUAUUAUUUACCAUCUACAUGGUAAGAAUUGUUUAUUAGUUAAAUUAGGAUAUUGUCUUUGUAAAUAAGAAAUUUGAUCUUUUUAGAUGAUAAUAUGUUGAUAUUGCAUGAUAUUUUACUAUUACGGGUGAAUGGCAUGUUGUAAUUAUUUUUCAUUUGCAUUAUCUGGAUAUAAUGCAUCUUGAGAAUUCAAUUUUAAGCACAAAUCAUUCAAUUUCCAUCACAAUCGAGUUUUAACAUCUACAUCAUAUAUAUUAAAAUAAAAUAAAAUUAUGGCGAUAAAAAUAAACACCAAAUUAUAAACUUUUUAUAAACAAUAAAUUUGAGAAAAUUUUA
Molecule: messenger RNA, 6228 nt
Organism: Plodia interpunctella (Indianmeal moth)
Lineage: Eukaryota; Metazoa; Arthropoda; Insecta; Lepidoptera; Pyralidae
Gene: CLIP-190
Product: Cytoplasmic linker protein 190
Exons: 20
Coding region: 367-5820 (1817 amino acids)
Biological process (GO): cytoplasmic microtubule organization
Cellular component (GO): microtubule plus-end; cell cortex; nucleus
Molecular function (GO): microtubule plus-end binding
Source: RefSeq, a predicted model, not a curated record